This is a messenger RNA of Podarcis lilfordi (Lilford's wall lizard), 12127 nucleotides long. NCBI's taxonomy places the organism in Eukaryota, Metazoa, Chordata, Lepidosauria, Squamata, Lacertidae. The record is from the annotation of a GenBank genome assembly.
CAUAUUCCAUUUAAUCCAGAUUGGAUACAUCAGGUACAGCAGUGGCACAAGACGCAGUACUGUAAAUGAUAUACAAGUUUCAACAUAUGCACUACAGUUUCAAAAGAAGACAACAGGAAACUUAGGAUUCUUUAGAAAGUUUUUCUGAAACGAAUCUACCUGCAGUUUUGUACAGUACAAUUUUGUCUCAGUUGGUUGUGAUGAUUUGUAAGCAAAGCCCAUUUAGAGUAUGAAAAUAGAAAAUAAUGCAAUUGAGAGAGAAUUCUGGUAACAACAUAAAACCUCUAGCGCAAACACCAUUGCAUUGGAAUGUCUCACUGAUUUAUCAAAAAUAUACCAUCACACAUGUUCUGUAAUAUAUUUCAUUGGUCCAUGGAGCCAGCUGCAACUCCAGUCAUGGUAACAACAGAGAACUGAGAAAAGGAUAUACUAUGGAUCUUAAUCUCUCAGCUGCAUGGCUGUUUGACCUGCCGUGGCAAGCAUUAGUCUGCAAAGGAAAAGAAAGCAAUACACACAUAUGCGCACAUACGCACAAAAUUAUGAAACCUUUGACUGAAAGCAAGACUAGAGGAUUAUUUGUCAUUUGGUCCCAUGACUGAUGACUACAAUAAUUAGACAAGAAAAACAAAAGAACUGUCGUGCUGUGUUAGGUCAACAGUAAAUCUAGCCCUGUGGUUCCUGAAAUUCCACUCGACAAUGGACUUCUCCAUCUUUGUGUCCAUUUCACUCAAUCUGGACUUGGAGAUGAAGACACCUUGACCUGCAUGUCCCCUUUUUUCUCAUAGCAUCUCUGACAUCGUGAGGAACCAUCCACAAAAGAUAUCUUUCUUCUUUUGAUGAUUCCCCUUAUAGCCUAAAGGAAGUGCAGAUCUUACUCUGGUUAUUUGAUAUUUGUCAUAGCUGAAGGCUUCAGAGUGUAACAUCACAGAGUAAUGACAGUCCCUCUGUUCCUCAAUGUUUGAUUUAAACAGUGUGCCCACCUUAAGAGUUAAAAAAUGCUGAUCAUCUUGAUUAACGGCCAUUGGUAUAUUUCCAACAAUUUGUCUCCCUUAAAAACCAACUUCUCCAAUCAGUAAUUGCUCUAAAUAAUGAGACAUCUUAUUUGGCAUCCCCCCUCCAGAAAACAUUUUGUAUACUUAUUAAAGAGUUUUAAUUGAGUUAACCAAAUGAUCAUAAAUUUAGCACUGAACUAGAGAGGAAGUUAUUUUUAAAACUACCUGAAUCUUAUUGGUAGAUAUACUGAGACGUUAAAAAGUCAGAGUGGCUUGUUCCAGGAGACACAGUGAGUCAUGAACAGAAGUUCUGAUCAACAGUUUUACGGCACAAUCCUAAGCAUGUUUAAUCAGAAGUCCUACUCAGUUCAAUGGGACUUACUCCUACAUAAAGUGUAUAGAGGAUAGUAGCCCUAAUCACUGAACCAAUCUAGAGAGAGUACCUCACUGGAGGUGACAUUUGUCUAUGGCCAUUGCUAUUGAAAACCUGAGUUACAAGGAGACAGUUCACUUUCCUAUGACUGACUAGUUUUUGAGAGGGAAGAGAACAAUAAGUUCAUUAUCUACUGAUUUAAAAAGAACUCAUUUUCCUGGGUAAUACAAACCAACCGAAGAUCUGUAUACAAUUACAUCAAUUGCAAAAAAAAGGACACCUUUCUGUAGAAAAGUUUUGUACAUCUAAGAAAUACUCUUCAAAAUUUUAAAAUAAAAAAUCCUCUUAUUGCUUUUCUCUUUUUGGUGAUUCCAUGUCCCUCUUCUUUGUUUAAUGGUUUUAAACUCAGAAAUGGAAAAAUUUGGUGGAAAUAUAAAACACAAGACAGAAUUUUUAUUUUGUGUUGAUGGAAAAGAUGAGUUCAGUUGGAUUUGCUUUACUGUUUUCGAUCUGCUGUAGAGUUUGUUAGAAUUUAGAGAGAGAGAAAAACUAACUAUUAUAUAUGGGGCUCAGAGACAUGAGUCAGAUUAACAUUUUGUCUAUUUAGUUAUUUCUCAAUACAUAGCAAAACAGUUGCAAAUAUUGUAAAAAGACCCAUAAUCCCCUACUUGAAAAUGUAAGACUAAAGUCACAUUCCCUAGGUUCUAAGAUAUUAAGCAGGGCAAUGAUAUUUCAGGGGGAGAAUGUUCAGGUAGUCACAUUUGAAAUCCAAAGUUAAGUACUUUUGCUUUCAGUAGGUAUGGUAAGCAUACUGUAUUUUUAAAUUUAUCUAUUGAAGUCAAUGGGACUUAAAAGUACUUGGAUUGUGCCCAUUGUUUCUGAUACAUCAGCCCCAAUAUACCCAUUAAUGUCCGCAUAUUCAGGAACAUCCCUUUUCUAAAAUCAGGGGAAUGCCAUACACUUUCAAAAUUCUCAUGCACACUGGUCUCUUGGCAGAAGUGAAGAGAAGUUGUGGAUCAUACUGACUGACAGCAGUGAGAUUAUGUGUUUCAGGAAUAGUGAAUGGUCAGCAUUUAGUUUGCCGUGAUACGCUGGUACGAUAGGAUGCCAUAUAUGCAGGGAAAUAUUUUUGUCCAAUUCUGCUUAUGAAAAGUAAUAGUCAUAUGAAAUGUGAUGCCAACUGCCAAGUGGCAGGAAGAAAUGAAUGUUUCAGAGCCAGUUUGGGAUGGAAAAUGCACUAGAUCACUGGUUUUCUAAGACGAAAGAGAAAACACAUAGCUGGAUAUGUCUAGUAAAGGCAAAAUGAUGGGUAGCACAGAAACCACAUCUACACAACCAACAGGUUUGGAACUAUUGCUGCUUUUUCUCAUCCAAUUGUGGGACUCCAGGAGCUGGAGUUAUUAGACAGUAUCCACUGUUCUUCCCUUGCAUAUAUGGAAGGGGCAUUGCACUCAUGCACCUUUCCGAACCUUUCCAUAGGAGUAAUUCUCCUGUGCCCUUCACAGAGCAAAGACAUUAUUUACCUCCCACUAUUAUUAAAAUAACAGGCUGCACAUCCUACAGCUACACUGCUAAAAUCCAAUAGAAGUCAAUGUGAUUUCAGCAGACUAAUGGUAUGCAAGAUGGUAACUUAAAGUCUUGAGGAGGGGGGUUGAUGAUGCAGACUGUUAGUACUUCUGUACGUCUUUGGCAGGAGGUAUAUUGCCUGGGACUUUCAAGUGCUCCCUCAAAUGCACCACACACAUGCCAAGGUCAUGCUAUAGAUGGGCAAAAAGAAGUAACAUUCCAUCAUUCCAAGAGACUAGGCCAAUUUUCCAAGCGACCAUUGAACCCACAUUUACAUUUGUGGGUUUGAUGCAGACAAAUUCAUUUUGGAGGCUUGUAAGAAAAACCAAAUUAUGAAAACAUCAGAAUAUUGAAAUAAAGAUCCUGAUCUGCCAAAUACCAAUUUUCCAGUUUGCCAAUUUGAAUAUUCUGGCGUUCUGAUUUGCUGGAGCCAUACAAAGAAACCAAGAAACAUUGAAUUCUUGAAGUAAAGGCACACUCUUCUAGAAUGGUCAGUUAUAAAGAACUGCAUGAAAAGCUCCACUUGCCAAAAUGCCUUCUACAGAAUAUGAAAGGUACAGGGUCCCCAUCUCAUCUGGCGACUACUAGUUAUGAUUCAGUAUUGGCCUACUUGCUGUGAUUUCUCAUACUGGUCAUGGAUUGCAAUGGUUAAUGGCAUCAUAGUACCUGUUGCUAUGUUCCUAUAUGCUUUGCUCAGCCCUCGCAACCUUACUGCAGACCCACAUUUGCCUGCUGCCUCCCUGCAAUGCUGCUGAACAAAGACACUUUUGCCAUGGUGCAGGGAGGCAGAAGAGCCAGAGGCGGUCCUUUUCUAUAUCAUCCCGUGGGCCAUGCAUGAUAAGAACCACAACUCUGCAUUGGAGAUGGGAGUAGAAGUUUUUAUAGAAGGACUGGUUAGUAUUGGACUGCGGCUUAAUGAAGCCAGGCUCUUCUCCCCAUAUAAACUCUCAUUUUAUACCAAUUACAUAAUCUGCGAUCUUGCGACGAUCUUCUGUGACAUAUCCUGCAUGUGCAAGGACACCCUGCAUUUUAGCCUCCCUUUGCACAGAUGUAAAAAGUCAAUGCAAUAUGGCGAGGCUAGUGAAGGAUCAAGCUUCAAAUUGACUAGGCAAGAGGUAUAAUGAGAUGUGAUGAAGUUAAACGAAGCAAAGGAAAGUUUAAAUUGGGCAUCACAGAGACUCUUAUGGGUCAGUUCUCAUAGACUGUGCACCAGUUUCACAAGGGAAAUGGCAAAAGUUUGCUUUCACCGGAGUGAAUUAAACAGGAUCACCCAUGAGAUAAUGGAAUGAUUGGACUCAAGGACAAUGUAGUACUUAAUUUCUGAAAUCAGAGGUACGAGAGCUGAAGUUUAUUUGUUCGCCACUGGCCCACAAACCUUUCCCCUAAUCCUAGAUGUGUGGGACUGGGGAUAAGGGAGAGAUACUACUCUGCAGACACUCAAAAGGCACAUCCUUUACUUGUUCCAAGGCUAAACUGUGGUAUUGAAAAGGGUUCUUGGACAAACAUUAGGGGGUAAAUUAAGGCCUGUCUCAUAUUACUAGAACAGUGGCUUUUAAAAACUGUGUCCUUGGAACCUUCAGUUCCUCAGAAGCUUACUGGGAAUUUCUUGAUGAGAAGACUUCAUGAUGAUAAUAAAUAACAAGAUGAAAAAAUAUUUUUUAAUAAUUCCAGUGGCACAUCAACUAAAUAUAAGCUUUCAAGGUAUGAGCUUUUGUGUGUAAUACACACUUCGUCAUAUACUCUGAAGCAGAGGUCGCUUCAACCUUAUAACUGUUGAUGACUGUUAUAACAGUUGGUCCCAGAGGGAAGUUGAUCUUUAAGGUGCCACUGGAAUUAUUAAAAAAAUAUUUUUUCAUCUUUCAUCUUGUUAUUUAUUAUGACUAUGACAGAUCAACACGGCUAUCCACCUGAAUCUGUUUCAUGAUGGACAAGUUCACAUGUCCACCAUUGCCAUUUUUUCCUUACAACACAGUGACACAGUUGAAUGUUUUAAGGUGGACGUUCAGUAUGUGCAGGACAAUGUAGACCUAACUGGCUUGGUUGUCACCUGGCAUCACCUGUUGUCUUCUAGGAUUGAGCUUGCAAGGGAUUCUGUGGCCAAUGCACCAAAAUUCCUUGUUUGAAAGCUGAAGAUGGAAGGGGUUUUGGAAUAAACAAAAACAUAGCACUAUAAGGUAUCUGAGAAAAAAAGAAAUAAACUAAGAAACAAGUUUGUUGUUAGUAGGUGAUCAUACGUUACAUUAAGUUUUAAUUUUAUUUGGCUGAAAGGUACAUUUCAUUAGACCUAGCUGUUUUUAUUCCUUUUUGUGGCUUCCAAGCACUAUUUGCUCAAUGCUUUUAAUUUAGAUGCCGAAAAGCAAAUCAGAAUAGAAGUCUGAAAAUAAAGACGAUUCCCCCCCCCCAUUGGAGCUGCUUAUUAUAUGUUUUCUGAACAUGAUGUUGGGUUUGCAAAACCUCCUUGUUUUCACAGCAACACAAUUUCAGGAUCAAAAACAUUCUGGGCCACAUUUUGUGAUGGUUUGCCAAAAAUGAAAGCUGCAAAGCUGCAAAAGACAUUAUGGGAUACACAACCUAAAAUACAUUUGGAAAAAAAUUGAAAGGUUAAAUGAGUCCGAAAAGGUUAAUAAAUCGUGUAAAAUUUGUGACGAAAGAACACAAUCCACAGAGCUCUGCAUUAUUGUAAGCCUUGUUGACAUGGAUAGAAGUCCCACAGGUUUGCACCCAGGGGAGGUACAUUAUGAGAACAUCGGUAUAAAACCUUAUAGCUGGUUAUGACUCACAGUCCUACGCUUUCUAAACAGUAUAACAAUAUUUUAACAAUUGGUGAACUAUUUUUGAAACAUAUUUAACCAUCUAUUAACAGUGUUUUAUAAAUUGCUUAGAAAUGGUACUCUAAUAUAAAGUAGAUCCCAACAAUCUAGAAGCGAUCCUCCUCUUUGGCAGGAAAUGAUGCUUUAACAAGGGAAAGUCAAAUAUUGUUAAAUUGCUUUAUCCAUCAAACUGAUGCAACCCAGAGACUGUCACUAAGAGCCACAGGACUGUAUUACAAAAUGAAACACACUAUCAGUCCAUGCAAAAUAGUUGGCUCCUGAAGUAAUCCUACCAAGGACAGUUUCCACUGACUAUCUGGCUACUAUAUACAAUGGGAGACACUUCCAAUACUAUUAAAUAAACACAUAUAAAACAGAAAAAAGAAAGAAAGCAUGGGCAUAGAUUACAGAGUAUUUCUGAACAUCUGGCGCAGUUGCUUUGACUGAUUUUGCCCUCUUUGAAACUCGUGUGUACAAGAUUAAAAAAUAAAAUCCCCCCUAGGCUUACUUCUUUAGACUUUUUUAAAAAAUACAGAACUGGUUAUUCUAGUCACACUCUUUACAAGCCAGUGAUAACAAAAUAAUUUUUUUAAAAGCAGAAAAUUGUGGUGGACUACAAAUGCCUGUCUUUUCCCCAACAAAUAUUCCCCCCCCCAGCACAUACAAUAAUUAGCAGACAAAUACACUGUUUGCAACUGCAAUUUGUGUUGAAUUAAAAGGCAAUUACAGAAAAAAACAAAACCCUGUCUUAAGAAAGAAUGCCAUCCACAAUGAGAGUUUUAUUGGUGCUUGUGUGUGUGUGACUGCAUGCAGGUCUCUAUUUUUGCUACUGCGCACUAAAGGCUGAAGCCUGCAAAGACACACUCAUGCAAGAAAAGGGUACACAGUGAGUAGAACCCCUGGCUCUACAGGCACUACUUAAAGCUUGUCGUGGACCAUGCAGAUGGUACGUCUUUGCAGGGUUGAGCCCAGAAACAGGAAAGUGUGCUCAGAUCUUUUGUAGUCGGAGUGUGCCAAGUUUCACAAAUCCUCUUGCUUGCUCUCACCCACACACGCACUCACAAAAGAAUGAAAACCAAAUUCUCGUGACAAGGUGGCUUUUUCUUCUUCUUUUUUUGCCUAAAACCUUCAGCUAUAAAAGAAAGCAAAUGUGUACUUUUGGUUGAUUAAAAGAUCCUGCUGCAUGAAGGAAAUAAUAAUAAUAAUCACAAAAUCCUUUUUUUUUCUAAUCACCUUUUUCAGUCAUAUCCUCAUGAAUAAAUAUUAUCCAUUAAAAACCAUUGAAAAGGUGCUGAGAUACACAGUGUUAUAAUUCUGCUUCUUUAUUGACUUUCUCGUAGCUAUGACAGGACGUCUCUUCCACUUUCUGGAAACUCUUCUAUGCCCCACAGCCGGGAACAUUUCUUCUUCUUGUUGACAGACAAAAGAGAGCUCCUUCCAUCCAGCCCCUUCUAGCUUCCCAGUUCUUCUGAGCUCACUCUGCAGCAUGAACGUGAGUUUGAAGGAAGCUGCCUUGCCAGGCUCCCGCAGUUAAUUCUUAGAUGCCGGUCAGGUUGGUCUAGCUGUCCACCCAGCCACUCAUCUAGGCACAAUUUGCAGCAAAGGAGGAACAUGGAGGUGGGGAAAGGGAGAGAAACGCCGGCCUUCCAAGCAGCCUCCUUUGACCGACACAGCCUUACAAAGCCGACACCUUGACAAUGUUGCUGCUCGUAGCGGUAAUGUUCGUUGAGUGGCCGGGGCUGGAUGGGGCAGGCCUGCUUUCGCCUUCUGGGGUCAGUGCUGGAGGCGUCGGGAUGCUGAUGAUUGCUGUAGUUAUUUGGGAGGCUUUGCAGUUCGGUCUCAGCCCAUCGUCUGAUUUCAUAUUUAGGCUGGAUCGACUAAAAGACAAAAGACAGCCAGGGGGUGGGGUGGGGAGGAUUAAAAGGAGCAGAAGUUGCAAGCUGUUUGUUGCAAGUGUUGGAUAAAAAGGUAAAGGGACCCCUGACCAUUAGGUCCAGUCGUGACCGACUCUGGGGUUGCGGCGCUCAUCUCUCUUUACUGGCCGAGGGAGCCGGCGUACAGCAUACAGGUCACCCAAUGAGUUUCUGCUCAAGAGGUAGGUAUUAAAGGCACAGUUAAAGAAAAACAAAAAACCCUUGCCACCCAAAAUACCUGGACAGUAAAAAUGGGAGACUGCGACCUCCUCCAACCUGUAAUUGAGGACUAGCCAAGAAAAACACAUAUAUUGCCCAUAGCUGAUCUAAAAGCAACUAAAUAGGGAACAACACAGAUUCAUUCUUCACACUGAUUAACGUCAACAUGGAAUCCUAUCUUGUUGGGUCUAGCUGUUGAAUAUUCUGCCCAAUUAAUGGUUAAUCCUGCUUUUGUUUCUGCAGCAUGUCUACCCUUACAGGUCAUCCUAGAUUACCUGGCUGCCAUUCUGUCUCUUUACUCCUUGCCUGGCUCAAAUAUCACUCUGCAGAAGUCCUAAGGGCUUGGCAGCUAGAAACAUUCCUAUUAAGAGCUGCACUGGUUGCAUCCUAUGAUUAAUUAUGGAGUGGAAAUGAUAGGGUUGCUCUCUAGCCAACUGCCUAUCUGGAUUUCAAUACAAAGACAAAAAACUCUUUCAGUAUGAAACCCUGGCUGUAAUCUUAGAGUGACUUACAAAGAGGAUCUUCUGAAACCUGUGUCAUUCUAGGUAGGAUCCUUACAAUGGUUCAGUGCUCUUGCCGGUUGCCAAUUGUACCCACACCCAAAAUAAGAGGCAAGGCACAUAUCAUUAGGUUGAACUGAGGCUACAGCUUUAUUUAUUUUAUGGAGACAAUCUUCCCAAAAUAUGGAACUUCAGAGCUUGCAAACCUUUGGGUGCAGGCAACAAGCUUUUGCCUCCCUCCAUUUAUGGGGGAGCAAGACCCCAUCUCCUUGUCUGCAUCUGACUCUUUCUGGUCAGACUUCUAGCUGUGUUGCUCCCCAGAGGCCCAAAGUUCUGGCUGCAUUGCAUAAUGCAAACAAGCUGCAGAAAAGAAAAGGUGUGAUGCCCAGUGCCCCCUUGCCUCACCUAGCUACACCUCUGGAUUAGGCAGAUUCAUGGAGGAGAGGGCUGUCGAAGGCUACUAGCCAUAAAGGCUGUGCUCUGCCUGCAAAGUUGGAGGCAGCAAUGCUGGUUUCUGGAAAUAUCUUGAGGGGAGAGUGCUCCUGCAGUGGCGUAGGAAGGGGGGUGCAGUGGGUACGGGAGUUACUUUUACUAAAACAAAUAUUUUUGCUAUUUUGUCACCCCUCCUCAGUGAUGGCACCGGGGGCGGCCUGCACCCACCGCACUCCCCCUUCUUACGCCACUGUCUCCCCCAUCUCAGUGCCUCUAGGUGCUCUCCAGCGAUUGCUCUCUCACUUCUUUCCCCACUCUGUUGUGGCCAGGAUCCUAUUACCUAACUUCAUCACCAGUGAAUGCUAACUACCAUUGUCCUGAUGGAGCAGAUAAAAGAUAAAGAAUAAUCUGGAGCCAAUCUGGGGUAAAUUCCUACUCUGCACAUUUGCAUUCAGCUAACCUUGCGCUGGGACGUGGGUGGCGCUGUGGGUUAAACCACAGAGCCUAGGACUUGCCGAUCAGAAGGUUGGCGGUUCGAAUCCCUGCGACAGGGUGAGCUCCUGUUGCUCGGUCCCUGCUCCUGCCAACCUAGCAGUUCGAAAGCACGUCAAAGUACAAGUAGAUAAAUAGGUACCACUCCGGCAGGAAGGUAAACGGCGUUUCCGUGUGCUGCUCUGGUUCGCCAGAAGUGGCUUAGUCAUGCUGGCCCCAUGACCCGGGAGCUGUACGCUGGCUCCCUCAGCCAGUAAAGCGAGAUGAGUGCCGCAACCCCAGAGUUGGUCACGACUGGACCUAAUGGUCAGGGGUCCCUUUACCUUUACCUAACCUUGUGCUGUGUUGAAUGUGCAAGGGCAGCUGCUGAGACCAAAGGAACCUGCUCUUUGAGGGGAUGGCUGGAGGCAGGACAGGUUCCUCCCAGAGUCUUCAUAAAAUAAGGUUAUUACUGUCUUUAAAAUAAUUUUAUUAUUGUGUUAUUAUUGUGUUUAUUAUAGGUGUGGGCUUUUACAGUGUUAGCUGCCUUGCAGGCCAGUUUCCAGGCAGAAAGGUGAGAUAGAAAUAUUGCAGACAACUCCCGAUUUGCUCACUGUGUUUUGAACCUAACAUCAGCAAUUCAGAGCUCUCUCUGUUAUAAGAUUUCAAAGUAAUUUCAAAUGUAAACUUGCAUAAUACAAGAUAGUCUGUGAGCCAAAAAAAUGGCUGCCCCACAUCAUGACAUGGGACAGCCAUCUUCUCCCCCUUUCCAUACAGAUCCUGGAAACAUUGCUAUGUGAUUGCACUUCCAGGGACAUUUCUGGUCUUCUUCAGAAAAGGGUCUGGCAGGUCACCUCAUAUUGCAGCAAAAAUUCUAAGAAUGCUCCCUUGCACAGGUGUAGAAAUUGCAGUCAUUCUCAUUUGAAUGAUGAAAACAGUUUGUUGGAUUGAAGUCAGGGCUCAUUAUCCAUUUGAAAAUCAUAAGCAUAGUAAAAUCUGACUUGAGAACUGAAUGAUUUUGUAUUCUGGUAGCAUCACUACUUGUAUGUGGUUUUAGGAGGGGCCACAGAAUUAUUAAUUUUAUAUCCCCCAACAGGGGGAUCUGUGUGCUGUGCAGGUGUCAGUGUUGGGUUGGGAAGGGUCCAGAUGGCAGAAUAAGCUUAGGAAAUAGUAUGAGCCACAUUAAAAAAGUGCAAAGAACGGUUUGGUAUUAUCCUAUAUGUCCUUAGCCUGAAGCAGAUGCACAAAUUAAAUGUGGGGUGAAGAAAUCGACCCACUCACAACACUGCUGCACUUUCUUUUGCCACUUCAAUUUUUAAGAAUUAAGAAAUUUCAGUUAUCACCUAUUUCCUGCUGAACACAACCACAUGAUCUACAAUCAAACCAAUAUAUAUUUCAGAUUAUUCCUAUAUGAACAUUUGCCUAACCCAUAUACCGUCCUCAUUUCAUUUAAUAGUUGCAUAACAGGAAAAUAUUAGCAGGUAUCAUUUUUUCCCCAGAACAGCAUCUCCCUGGCAAUAAGAUCUGCAGCUGCUCAUUUCUGCUUAUUAUGCAGCAAUGGCAAGUGUAUGUUAAAAUUAUCUUUCUCUUCCAGCAGUGUAGGCUUGACUGCUUUCUCCUUAAACAUUAUACUAGAUCUCAUUUGCUUUUGACAUAAGCUGCCCUGACUGUAGGCUGAUUCACACAACAACAUGUUGGCCUAUGUAAGAGUUUAUUUCACAGUGAAUUGUUGGUAUUUUUAAUAGUCUUGCAAUGCUUAAUAUGAUUCCAGACGGCAACUCUCCACAUCUGACUCACUUUCUGAACGUUUUUCAGGAGGCAGAAAAUUGCGAUGUUUCGCCACGUUGAAUGGGCCUUACGAAUGUCCAUGGCGGAAAUCACCAAAGAAAGGUAGAUUCAGAUGCCUGGGUGUCACAUGCUAGCCACUUAAAAGCUUACUAUAUGGUGCCUGAAACUGCUUAGGGGAAAUGGUUAUUUGUAGAUUCUUAAUCCUAGCAUUACCAGCCAUCUGCUUCCUAGCAACUGCCAUGAUACAGUAAUGCUGAGAGUAGAGACAUCUACCUCCCCACAGGGAGGUGCCAAACACUCAUUUUCUGUAUCUGUAAACCCCCCCCCCCGGUAGAAUGUGAAAAUGCGCAGUGCAAAUCCUCAUGGACGAUUUUAAAAAUGUCUUCCAAUUUGCACUAAAUUUCAUUUCAGCUCUGCUACGCUGGACUUGUGGCAUGGGAAAAACAUCCCGGACACCAGCUCAACACACUGCCUGGAUGAACUUGCUUGGGCUCAGAGACAUGUCUGCUUAAACCCUCUUUCCUAGACCAGGGGGUUCCUCCUACCGUACCUUGUUGUAAGUGAGGGCUGCUCACUGCACUGGAUGUGUAUGGUGCUGAGCUCUUGCAUGCUCCGCAGCCGGGUCGCUGGCACACUGGAAUUAGGGAGGUGGGUUGUCUUCUUGCUGCGGCGGGAACAGCAGGAGGUGCUCAGGCCUUGGUGGCUCGAAAGGGAGGGGCUGCGGCUGGACGGGUAAUUCUGCAUCGAGCUCUCCAGACAGUUCUGCUCAAACAUCUGCUCAUCAAUGAACUCAUGGUUCUGUCAGGGAGAACGUCAGCAAAUGUCAGGAACUUCCUGAGAUGACUUUAAACAACCGCCGCCACCACCACCUGGAGGGCGACUAAACUUUCAAACAAGGACCUUUGCAUAUUCUGUUCGGUCGUGCUUUGGGGAACCAUGACAUAACUCUCUUUCGAGAAGCCAAUUGGCUCUUCAGCAUUUGGCUGGUGGCACUUCCUGUAAUGUUGAAAAGGACACUUGCAGAUGGAAACGUGCUCCAGCUGUAUCCAUCCAUAUCUACAGC